GCAGUUGGUCAUGAUUCACAUAACCCAUUGGUGUUACUUGUUCAUUGUUGUGCUUGUACUGUAUGCCGUAUCGGUAUUGACAUGAUUGAUUAUUUGGAGUAAACGCAAGUAAAACAAGCAACCAUUGUUGCACUGUGGCAUAUCAGUGACAUGACAUUUGCAACUCGAGAUUGUUGAAGCAACUGCACAUAGAUAUCCAUGCCAACGGCCAAGAACGGUAUAAAGAUUUCUUGAAAGUCUACGCUGCGAUGAUCCGUCCAAGGUGAUGCGACGUACUUCGGCCGUAACUUCCGCGAUGUGUAUUCUUCAAAUUUCAUAAUGGAUACUUGAAGGCCUUGUGGUUCCUCAAACAAUAUCUGGAGGUUUCACUUUUUAUUAUCAAAUGAUGACCUUGCACUGACCUCUGGCCAUUCCCACAAUGCUCGAUCCAUCCCUUCCCUGGCUAGCCACUGGCUACCGCAACUUCAAGGAAAAGGAAUUUUGCCGGCCACAUUCAGCAACAGACUCUGCGCACCAUAGAUACCUGGAAAAUGGUAGUAAUCAUCGGGAGCUACGCCCCACCACACCCGCCCAGCACCAGCAUCGGCGGGUCAAGAGUGCAACUUAUGGGCGUGUCCACAGUGGCACCCCCACAAUCAAACACAGACUUUCGUCACGACCCCGUAGCGCUCGUUCUACCGAGAACUUCAAGAACGAGAAAGUGGGCUGUUAUAACUUUUCACCCGAGACCAUCCAAGCAUUAGCGAGACGGCCAAAGAGUGCAUCUGCAGUGUUGCUGCGGCAUCAUAGACCUUCUGCAGCUCAAAAUAAAAGUGUGACACAAGUUGAACGUUUUCACCACACGCAACAGCAGAUUAUUAGAAAAUAUGAGAAAGUGACAGGAGAAGAAAUCCAGCAUUCAUGCGCCUUCUGUCCAGUUACAUGUCGACCAACGUCAAGUAGUUCAAACAGGCCGACAUCAUCGACAGGGCUGCUGGCAGCUCACUUACCGUCUCACCAUGAUAGGCGAUACAACUGGACAAGGCCCAAGACAGCACCUACAACUAAACGAGAGGUGUCAAGUCUUCCCAGGCAUAAUAAUGUUCGAAGAGGGAGGGUACCAUACUACACAAACUUUGUCUCCCAAAUUCCCCUCCAUCUACGAGACCGCACCCCAUCUCCUCCACCUUCCAGAAGGAGACGGGCCUUCCAGGAGGAGUUACCACCUCAACCAGUAGUAGAUGAUGAGGAAGAAGAGGUGGUGGAGGAAGUAGAAGAUGAUUUCUUGGAGGAGGACAUCAACAUUGAAGAAGAUGAUAUAGCAGAGCCAGUUGAGGAAGCACCCAGUCCACCCCCUCCCCCAGCCAAAGUGGAAGAAGAACCUAAGCUGGAGCCUCCAUCAGAGGCGAUGGAAGCCUGGAGUCCGGAAAUACCAGCUCCAACACCAACUCCUUCAGGAUCAAGAAGGAAUUCUGAACUAGAGCCACCUGCAAUCGAAAACCCCCCAUCACCCAUACCAAGCCCUCCUUCUUCCCCAAUCCCACCGCUGCCACAAGAAAAGCCAUCGUCCCCACCGCCAACCAAGUCCCCCACACCACCACCCCCAAAGCGCCCCUCCCCACCUCCCAAAUCCCCUACCCCUCCUCCACCAGUUGAACUAUCUAUAAAACCCCCAAGAGAGUGUGUCCAUAAACCCAAGCCUCCUGUCCCACCCUUGCCGAAGGUCAAGAAAGAGGUAAGGAUAGAAGAGCCACCCAAGGAUCCACCCAAAGAGAAGAUAGUUGUGAAGAAGGAGAAAAAGCCCAUUCAGAUUGUGUCCAAGAGUCCGCCAGUGCAACCACCAGCACCUGUGCCUCUCAAACCAUCUCUGAAGAAGACUCCUGAGCCCAAGAUAGAAGAAGUGACCCCACCAGUAAAGAUGGAACCACCUCCAUUACCUACCCUUGAGCCUGAGCCUGAACCUGCUGUGGAACCACCUGCCAAACCCUCUCCUAAUGAAGACACCAAGGUGGAGGAAGAGAAGGUGCCAGAGAAAACAGAUGAUGGCUCUCCCAACACUGAGGAUGUUGCAGAAAAGAAGAAGCUCGGCCCACCACCAACCAAGAUCAAGGUUGACAUGUUUGGGAUGGACCCUCAGUCUAUAAAACAAUUACUUGACCUCCAGAUGAGAGCGAAGCGGAAGGGUGGCAACCUCGAUGAUGAAAAUGAACAACCACGCCCAGAUUUGGCUAGUCUACUGGAACCAACCAACCGGAUGCUAAAACAGAGUGACUGGUUGAGGGGUCGUAUCGCCCUCUCUAGACGAGCAGCCAGGUUUGAACUUCCAAUGGACGUGGGUGAUUUGGCUGAAAUGUCUCCUGUAGACUACCUUCGUAGGCACUGCAUCAUCAGUCAACGCAGGAGGGCGCUAUAUAAGAAAGCAUUUGUGAAGGUGGAUAAGGACAACGAUGGGAAAAUAAAUCGAAAGGAACUCGAGAAGGCAGUACUCGAUGCUCUUGUAGACACCAUCCAACCUGAUAAGGUAGAGGUCGCUCUCGGUUACCUUGGUGUGGAGGGCGAUACAGUAUUCAACACUCGAUUCUUUUCCACCUUCUGUGCACUUCUUGAGAGGCUCUACUACAGAGAGUUUACGAAGGACGAUGUCGUAGAAAAGACAGACACCAAGGAGAAGGAGAUCCUGGAGGAAGCAGAUUUUUCUGGUUUGGACUGGAAACUCCAUGGCCAGUAUGUAAACCCACCCCUGAAGGCACUUCUCUACAUGCUAUGAUAACAGGAAUUGUUUUCAAGGAGAGAGAGCUUUACCUCCAAACUAGUUCAUACCAGGAGACCAUCUUUCAUAGAGUUGUGUUGGAUGCAAUCAAACUCAAGUAGAAGUUCAUCUCAAUUCCUGUCUCUUAAUAGCACAACUUGAGAUCAAUAUUGGUUUGAAUUUGAUUUUGAUUUCUGGCAGGUCUUGGAAGACUGGUCACAGAUUGCAGCUGAAUAUUCUGGUUCUAACUGGGUAAACCUAUUUCUGAUGAAAUUUGCCAUUUUAUGUUUACUGCCUUGUAAACGUUGCCUUUUGUUUGCAGCAGACAGUGAUGCAGAAACGUUCUGAUCAAGCAAAGGUUUGGGGGCGUGCUAUGGUAUGUGCACGUUAACAAAUGAUUGUCGCUGAAAAUCUCUAUAUGCCUGCUCAGAAAAUUACUGUACCACUAUCUGAAAAGGUUUAUUUUCUGAGGCCAAAAAUGCUCCUUUUGGAGAUCUGCAUAUGAAAUAUGGGCCUCAAAACUUAACCAGAACCUAGAGAUGAUUCUACCCUUCACGUUGUUUUCAAUUAAACACCCAAUCAUUAUCCUACUUUCAUAAGCUUACAGAUAAGUGGAAGUUGCGGGAAAGUCUCUUAUGAUCGAGAAGUAUAUCAUGAAAAAUGGUCCACUACAAAAGAUCUUUAAAGAGCAUGCUUUUAAAUGCCCUUGUAUUGAAAUUACAAAUUAUAACAGGUGGCCAAUGUGGGCGUAGUCCCACACAUGCUUAUCUUUGUGCAGUGCAUGUGACCUUUGGAUGAAUUAAGUAAAAUUGUUAUCAUUUUGGGAUUCCAUGUGUUACAGCAAAACCCAGUUCUUAGGUGCAUUAUUGACAGCCUUUCAUAUCACUUUUAAACAGUUUUGUCCUUGCUCAUUAAAAUUCACAAGCCAGAACUAAAGUUUAUUUUUAACCCAAACCUGUAAAGAAAUUAAUUAGGCAGGGGCAGUUGUCGCAGGAGGGAGUGUAGGAUUUCACUGGUGAUACAAUGGUGGAUACCAAUGAUAACAAAAUUAAACAAAGUUACCAUAAUAGUAACAUUUUGUGCAACAGCUAAGGUUUCUUGAAUGUUGUGAAGAAGUGGUGACUAUAAAUAGUCAUUUUUACUUUCCAAAACGUGUGCUACAGGGCUGCAUUACACAAAUACAUUAUCUGUAAAAAUUUGCUCAAACAUGCAAACAUUAUGUGGAAAUCUACAUGCAUUUCAAAGGUAUGAGAUUUGAAAAUAAUGCCCAGGUCCUUGAUCUUUCCCCAAAUAUGUUACCAAUACAAGUUUGAUUGCUAUGACGGUUACCUUAGAAAUAUUGCUUCUUGGCGAAAUAACAAUGCUCCACUUUUUGUGAUGUUAUUGACAUAUUAUCAUUGAUAAUAUAUAUAUAUUUUAAAUUGUAUUUGUGUUUUGAACAGGGUCAAUGUUUCACAAGACUGUGUGAUAGAUGUUGAAUGUAAACAAGGGCAUACAAACAAAAAGAGAAUUUGUAGUUUUCACUGAUCAAAUGUAUUGUAAUGUAUAUUUUUAUGCAAGUCUUCAGGGUCUAAGAUGCCAGGUAGCACAAAAUAUUGUCUUGCCUUAAUUAAUAAUAUUGUAUGUUUUUUAAUAUGUUGGCAGCCACUAUUCUCUUUGCUCUUUUAUUUGUUUGUUCUGAGAUUUUCAUUUUAAUAAAUGAUGCUUUGAUCAUCAUCAUCAUUGUUAUCAUUAAUAUUGUCAUUAUCUAUAUUAUUUUUGCAAUUACAAUAUAUACCCAAUAAAAUGAUGAUGUAUUUGUCACCAUUACCUUUACAAACCACCAAUAUUAUGCCAAGGAACUAAAAGAUUACAGAUUGCCUUCCAUGAACAUCAAAUGACUAUGAUGAUUCAUACCCAACUUCACAGUGUAUUUUUCAUUGUUUUAUUAAAAUGUAUGUCUCAGAACUAUUUUACAGCAAUAUAGUAUUUUAGUUGCCCCCCUCCCCCCACUGUGCAACUGACUUCUUUUAAGGACAGCCACCCCUUUCAAGCACAAAUGGAUGACAUUGAAAUUUUUGCGGUGUCUUGAAAAUGUUGUGAUACUCUUAUUUUGUGAUGUCUUCUUUGCUAUUGUCAUUUGAGAUUACUUGCACAGUCAUUCUAGAAUAAUUCCUUCAUGUAUUAACUCUAUUUGUAAUCAACUCAAAGUUUAAGAAAAAUUAGUACUUUUUAGUCAGGAAUUUAGUCAUGUAUUACAGAAUACAGUACUAUUUUGUUUGUAUUUUGAUUCAGUAGUGGUUAGACCAUGCUGUGUUAGGGCAUUGUUAGUGUGGUCAAUGGUAAGUUGGAAUUCUAAUGGGUAAAAUAGUGUAUUAUUUUUAUUUGGUUAUCAUUUAAUGAAAUUAUGCUUUAUUAUGUAUAGUGUGAAAGAACUCGAGUCUUUACUUCUUUACAAAAGUACUAUUUCCAUCUCGUUUUGUCACAUUAACUUUUAAAUUGUUCAAAUCAUUAAUAAUUGAAUAUUUGUUCAUUUGAAUAAUUUUAUAUUGUAUUUUCGAUUUUAAGUCAGUUAUUGUGGAACGGAAUUAUGCUAAAAGUUGCCAUUCUUUAAAGACAAGUUGAUGUUUCAUGUUUGUGUGAUGCAAUGAUUCUAGCCGUCCAUACAAGAUUGUGCUGUUGUGAGUGCAUGAAAUAUGCACUGCUUUAAUAAAUUAAUUUAUUUUGAAACUGUA
Molecule: messenger RNA, 5442 nt
Organism: Lytechinus pictus (painted urchin)
Lineage: Eukaryota; Metazoa; Echinodermata; Echinoidea; Temnopleuroida; Toxopneustidae
Exons: 13
Coding region: 419-2746 (775 amino acids)
Molecular function (GO): calcium ion binding
Source: RefSeq, a predicted model, not a curated record